This is a messenger RNA of Conger conger (European conger), 2886 nucleotides long. RefSeq names its product nucleolar protein 4-like b (gene nol4lb). The coding region runs from base 755 to 2845 and encodes 696 amino acids. Lineage: Eukaryota; Metazoa; Chordata; Actinopteri; Anguilliformes; Congridae. The transcript has 11 exons. The record is from RefSeq and is a predicted model, not a curated record.
CCUAUCCCUCGACGGGGGUUUCAUAUGUAGGUGGUAAGAAUUCUGAAGUCGUUUAUAGGCUAGCCUAUUAGUACGUCUAGUUAUGCUGUUGACUUUCAUUCAGCAUAGGUAAAAGAGCAUUCGCUGUAAUCUGCUUCCCUCCAUUCAUUGGGUAGAGUUCGGGACGGUCGGACCACAGGUCCGAUUCAAACAGGUGGAAGACGAUUCCAGGUGGAGUUUUAGGGGGGUGUAGACUUACCAGCUCGUGGCUUCUGUUAAAUCGGUCCUGUCCUAUUUAGGUAGCCUACAGCCACACAUAAAUUGUGUCCGUUACGGUAGAAAUGGGCAAAUACACGCAUUGUAACCUCAAUGCUGCGUUUAUUUUUCUUUGAAAUUUAGUCUUUAAAUUCAGGAAGCGAAUAUAUUUUUUUUAGCUAGCCAGGAGACCUUCACAGGUGGGACAUACCCGCUUCGUAGGACAGCCCCUUCUUUCAGUUCCUCAGCGUAGGAUGUGAUCACUGACAUUUGUUGUUGCCGUUUGGGACAGGAGGCGAAGCGUUUCUGCAAACAGGUGUGAGACCACACGAAUCUACAUAGUCAGCUAGCUUGCUAGCGACGAAUUUCUGUUUAUUCUGGAGGAAAUAUCAUUCCGAGUCGUAAGGCGUUCCUCUUUGUGAAAAGGGAAUAAAACAUUUGGCUAAAUUGAAAUUUUGGCAGGACUUGAAUUAUUUGGAGGCUAGCUAUUCAGAAAGACAAAUAAAAAAUAGAGAAAGCAAUGUCAACAAAAAAAUCGUGCGUGGAUUUAACGAAAAGGAGUAGGAGCCCUGUCGUGUCGGAGGCAGAGAUGUUCAACGAAUUUCAGGACUGGUGCCUCCGUACUUACGGGGACUCGGGUAAAACAAAGACGGUCACCCGGCGAAAAUACAACAAGAUUCUUCAGACUCUUUUACAGAACGACGAGUCAGGUGGCGUAUACAUCGAGAGCAACCACAUCAACGCCAAAUUCAAAUUCUGGGUGAAAUCCAAAGGUUUUCAGGUUGGGAGCAUUCAAGGCGACCACAAUGGAGCAUCUGGAAAACCGGUCCUUUACGUCCCCAUCAAGGCAACGUGUGUGGACGGGGGCUCGGCUCAGGAUAGUUCCUCCCUGAAGAGGGUGGCGGUGGUGGAGGACUUCUUUGACAUCAUCUACGCCAUGCACGUGGAGAUCAGCGCUGACCCUGGGAAAGCGCCCAAACACGCCGGACAAAAGAAGACUUACAAAGCGAUCGCGGAGACGUACGCUUUCCUGCCCAGGGAGGCGGUGACCCGUUUCCUGAUGAGCUGCGGGGAGUGUCAGAAGAGGAUGCACAUCAACCCCAGCGGGGCCGAGUUCAAAGAGAACGACCGGCCCGCAUCCCUGGUGCCAGAUCUCAUCGAUUACAACAUGCCGCUCACCACCACCUACCUGAAGCAGAUGAAGUUACAGUUUAUGAACGCCACCGAGCAGGAUGAGAGUUCAGUGAGCAGCGAGGAUUUUGAUAUGAGCGACCCCACAUGGAUAUCAGCUGAUCACGGCCCCACGUCCGACCAGAGCCCCAGCCACGGAGAGAGGAUGCACAGCCCGCAGAACGCGCACAAAGAGGAGGACGACGACUCCUCCUCGGAGAGCGGCAGUGGGAACGGACUGCACACCCUGACCCCUCCCUCAGCGGGCGGGGCCGCGGCGCCUGAGAGCGCGGGGCCGGGGCCGUACAGCGAGGUGAACGGGAACGGGGCCCCGGGGCCGCUGGACUUCAGCACCACCUCCUCCUCGUCCUCCUCCGAGGACCAGCAGCCCAUGAACCUCAGCGAGCGGCUGCCCGCCGGGCCCCUGCUGGGGCCCUUCCAGCCCGACCCCCCCGACGGCCUGCGCAGGAAGUACCCCGGGAAACCGGCCCACCCCGCCGACCGCGACGCCAGGGACUACGGCAACAAGUCUCCUCAGUACAGCUCAGGGAGCUAUGACUCAGUGAAGAUGGAGACUUUUCCGGAGGACCUGACCGUGAACCGGGCCCAGGCUGCAGAUGAUGAUGAUGAUGACCAUGAUGACCAUGAUGACAGUGACAAGAUGAAUGACAGCGAGGGCGUGGACCCCGAGCGGCUAAAGGCUUUCAAUAUGUUUGUGAGGUUGUUUGUGGAUGAGAACCUGGAUCGCAUGGUGCCCAUCUCUAAGCAGCCCAAGGAGAAGAUCCAGGCCAUCAUCGAAUCUUGCAGCCGCCAGUUCCCAGAGUUCCAGGAGCGCGCUCGUAAGCGCAUACGCACCUACCUCAAGUCCUGCCGUCGCAUGAAGAAGAACGGCAUGGAGACACGGCCCACACCGCCUCACCUCACCUCCGCCAUGGCUGAGAACAUCCUGGCGGCAGCCUGCGAGAGCGAAUCCCGCAAGGCCGCCAAGAGGAUGCGCCUAGACGUGUACCAGACCCAUGAUGAGCAGAUUGCACUGGACAAGCCGAGCUCGCGGGAGCCGGCCCCCCUGGCGCACUCUGCUUACUCCCUGGCUGCCACGGCCUACAACCAGGAUCAGCUCUACAUCAACGGUGGGCUCAACUACAGUUACCGUGGUUACGGAGGCCUAGGUGCCAGUAUGCAACACCCUGUCUCCCUGACAACCGGCACUGCACAGAGCAAUGGACCGACUGACCUCAGCAUGAAGUCUCUUGCGUCAAACUCCUCUUCCUCCAGCUCCAACAGUCACGGGCGGGGAGGGGGCAGCGGGGGGGCCUCAGCCCAGCUCAGCCCCACCGAGAUCACCGCCGUCCGGCAGCUCAUCGCCGGCUACCGCGAGUCUGCCGCCUUCCUACUGCGCUCCGCCGACGAGCUGGAGAGCCUGAUCCUGCAGCAGAACUGAGCUGCGCUCCUGCUGCUCCUCCUCUUCAUCCUCCUCCUCUU